GGCCUCGCCUUCAUACGCUUCACCAAUCAGCGCCGGCGCCGCAAGGAAGUUUCGAGAGCUUUCGAGGGAGGACCCCUUAACUCAAAUCCAUCCGCCAGAUAAUAUUCCUACUUUUUCCUAAGGGAGGAGACGAGUCGCCUGGAAAAGAGGGGAGCUGAUUUUUUAGGGUUCUUUCUUCGGCUCUGAGGAACUUGGGGCUCAGUGGCAGGGUCUAAUUGGGCCGCGGGAGGUGGGGCCGACGGAACUACUUUCAGCAGCGUACGGACACGGCGGCUACGUGGGCAGUGAUGAGUGACGCAACAGACGCCGCAUAAAUUUCAGCCCCGCGGAGCCGCGGGCGUUCAGGAGCGGCUGGCGUUGUAGAGUCUCGGUCUGUUGCGGUCUGGGUGACUCGACGUGAUUGCGUCCAGUGUCUUUGCGUUCGCUAACAGGUCAAAAUGCAGAUCUUCGUGAAGACCCUGACCGGCAAGACCAUCACCCUGGAGGUGGAGCCCAGUGACACCAUCGAAAAUGUGAAGGCCAAGAUCCAGGAUAAAGAGGGCAUCCCCCCUGACCAGCAGAGGCUCAUUUUUGCCGGCAAGCAGCUGGAAGAUGGCCGCACUCUUUCUGAUUACAACAUCCAGAAAGAGUCGACCCUGCACCUGGUCCUGCGCCUGAGGGGUGGUAUGCAGAUCUUCGUGAAGACCCUGACCGGCAAGACCAUCACCCUGGAGGUGGAGCCCAGUGACACCAUCGAAAACGUGAAGGCCAAGAUCCAAGAUAAAGAGGGCAUCCCCCCUGACCAACAGAGGCUUAUCUUUGCCGGCAAGCAGCUGGAAGAUGGCCGCACUCUUUCUGAUUACAACAUCCAGAAAGAGUCGACUCUCCACCUGGUUCUCCGUCUUAGGGGUGGCUGUUAAUUCUUCAGUCUUGAAUUCAUAGUGCCCAGUGAUGGUAUUGCUCUGCACUAUAGCCAUUUGCCCCAGUUUAAGUUUAGAAAUUACCAGUUUCAGUAAUAGCUGAAUCACUGGUUUUCUCAAUAGCUGUUCAAAAUGUUAAUAAAAGUUCUGUUGCAUGGUAGCAUA
Messenger RNA from Callorhinus ursinus (northern fur seal), 1064 nucleotides. RefSeq names its product ubiquitin B (gene UBB). The record is from RefSeq and is a predicted model, not a curated record. Gene Ontology annotation, molecular function: protein binding. NCBI's taxonomy places the organism in Eukaryota, Metazoa, Chordata, Mammalia, Carnivora, Otariidae.